GAUAGCAUUUGAAGACCUGGCUGUGUUCUUUACUUGGGAGGAAUGGCAGAACAUGAACCAAGCUCAGAAAAUCCUGUACAGGGAUGUGAUGCUGGAGACCUACAGCAGCCUCUCCUCCGUGGGGCCCUGCAUGACCAAACCUGACUUGAUCUUCAAGUUGGAGCAAGGAGCAGAGCCCUGGAUGGGGGAAGAAUGCCUACAUCAGAGCCUUCCAGUUGCCAUGAAACUGGAUGAACUGAUUAAGACCAACCAGAAAAGUCUGGAGGAAAAUCUGAAUCAGGAUGUUAUGAAAAAUAAUAAGACAUUAACUUCCAAGGGAGUUGAAUUCAGAAAAACACUUAAUUUAAGUAUAAGCCAUAUUCCAAAACUGAGUAUCAAAAAGAGAAACUAUUCAGGAAUAAAACCUGAAGAAUGUAGUAUAUGUCAGAAUGUGUAUCCCCAUUGUGGGCCUGAUCAGCUACAAGCUGGAGAGAAGUUUGAUGCUACUACGGUACCUGGGAACACUCUCCAGUUCUGUGAGCCUCUUAAUCAACAGCACAAAAUUCAGACCAUGGAGCAGGCACUUGAACAAAUUGGACAAGGGAAAGUCUUCAAAAGGAAGAAUAUAUUCUAUGAAUCUGAGAAGCUUUUUAUGGUAGAAACCUGUAAUAAGCCAACUGCCACUAUUGGCAAGACAACUCAAAUACUACAAGAUUUCCAUAAAAAGUCUAACCUCAGUAUACAUCAACAAAGUCCCAAAAGAGAGAACGUUUAUAAGUAUAUUGGGCCUGUGGAACCUGUCAUUUACCAAUCACAUGUUAGAAUGAAUCAUAGACCAAAUAUAGAGAAGGAAUCCUAUGCAUGUAAAACUUGUGGGAAGUCAUUCACUAAUAAAUUCUGCCAUCCCCUCCAUCACAGCACUCAUAUAGUGGAAAACCCUCAUGUGUGUAAUGAUUGUGGAGAAACCACUCACCAGAAGUCAGGUGUCAUUAGACAUCAGAGAAUUCACACAGGGUUGAAAUCUUAUAAAUGUAAUGACUGUGGGAAGUUCUUUGACCAGAAGAAACACCUCAUAAAUCAUCAGAGAAUUCACACAGGGGAGAAACCUUAUGAAUGCAAUGACUGUGGAAAAACCUUUGGCCAGAAUUCAAACCUCAGAAAGCAUCAGAGAAUUCACACAGGGGAUAAGCCUUAUAAAUGCAGUGACUGCGGAAAAGCCUUUGGCCAGAAGUCACACCUCAUAAAUCAUCAGAGAAUUCACACAGGGGAGAAACCUUAUGAAUGCAAUGACUGUGGAAAAACCUUUGGCCGGAAGCCACACCUCAGAAAGCAUCAGAGAAGUCACAGAGGGGAUAAGCCUUAUGAAUGCAAUGACUGUGGAAAAGCCUUUAGCCAGAAAUCAACACUCACAAAUCAUCAGAGAAGUCACACAGGGGAGAAACCUUAUGAAUGCAGUGACUGUGGGAAAACCUUUGGCCAGAAGUCAAACCUCAUAAAUCAUCAGAGAAGUCACAGAGGGGAUAAGCCUUAUGAAUGCAAUGACUGUGGAAAAGCCUUUGGCCGGAAGCCACACCUCAUAAAUCAUCAGAGAAUUCAUACAGGGGAUAAGCCUUAUGAAUGCAAUGACUGUGGAAAAGCCUUUGGUCAGGUGUCACACCUCAGAAAGCAUCAGAGAAGUCACACAGGGGAUAAGCCUUAUGAAUGCAAUGACUGUGGAAAAGCCUUUGGCCACAAGUCACACCUCAGAAAGCAUCAGAGAAGUCACACAGGGGAGAAGCCUUAUGAAUGCAAUGACUGUGGAAAAACCUUUGGCCAGAAGUCAUACCUCGUACAUCAUCAGAGAAUUCACACAGGGGAGAAACCUUAUGAAUGCAAUGACUGUGGAAAAGCCUUUAGCCAGAAAUCAACACUCACAAAUCAUCAGAGAAGUCACACAGGGGAGAAACCUUAUGAAUGCAGUGACUGUGGGAAAACCUUUGGCCAGAAGUCACACCUCAUAAAUCAUCAGAGAAGUCACAGAGGGGAUAAGCCUUAUGAAUGCAAUGACUGUGGAAAAGCCUUUGGCCGGAAGCCACACCUCAUAAAUCAUCAGAGAAUUCAUACAGGGGAUAAGCCUUAUGAAUGCAAUGACUGUGAAAAAGCCUUUGGCCAGAAGCCACACCUCAUAAAUCAUCAGAGAAGUCACACAGGGGAUAAGCCUUAUGAAUGCAAUGACUGCGGAAAAGCCUUUGGCCAGAAGUCAUCCCUCAUAAAUCAUCAGAGAAUUCACACAGGGGAGAAACCUUAUGAAUGCAAUGACUGUGGAAAUGCCUUUAGCCAGAAAUCAACACUCACAAAUCAUCAGAGAAUUCACACAGGGGAUAAGCCUUAUGAAUGCAAUGACUGUGGAAAAACCUUUGGCCAGAAGUCACAACUCAAAAUGCAUCAGAGAAUUCACACCAUGGAGAAAGCUUAUAAAUGAAAUGACUGUGGAAAAGCCUUUGGUCCCAUCCUUGCAUACCGAGGAUAAAUCCCACUUGGUCUGGGUGGAUGAUCUUUCUGAUGCAUUGUUAGAUUAAAUUGGCCAGAAUUUUGUUGCGGAUCUUUGCAUGUAUGUUCAUCAGGGAAAUUGGUCUAUAAUUACUUUCUCUGUUGUAGUUUUUUCAGGUUUAGGAAUGAAGGUGAUGCUGGCUUCAUAGAAAGAAUUUGGGAGAAUCACCUCUCUCUCAAUUGUUUUGAAUAACUUCAGAAGAAUUGAAGUUAGUUCUUCUUUAAAUGUCUGUCAGAAUUCAACAGUGAAGCCAUCCAAUCCUGGGAUUUUCUUUGUGGCAAGGGUCUUUAUUACUGAUAUCAUUUCCAUCUGGUUGUGGGUGUGUUUAGUUUUCCUAUAUCUGUGUUGCUCAAUUUACGUAGGUUUUAUGGAUGUCAGGAUGGUGGAAAGCCUUUUUGCUGUAAUUCAUAACUCAUAAGAUAUCAGAGAAUUCACACAGGGAAUUUUCUAUAUGACCUUUUUGUACAAGUUAUAUCUCAUGAAAUAUUAGAGAAUUCACCAAGGGGAGAAAUGCAUGAAUGUAAUAAAUGUGAAUAAGCCUUUGUGGUGCAAAUCAGACCUCAUCAAACAUAAAAGAAUUCUCAUGGGGAGAAAUUUUAUGAAUGUAAUGACUCAGAGCCUUUUACCAUAAUUCAGCCCUCACUGUACAUCAUCAAAUUCAUAUAGGGAAAAACCCCUUUGAAAGUAAAAUCCCUUUAAUUAGAAGCCAUACCUCAUAAGACAACAGGGAAUUCACAUGGGAGAGAAACAUUAUGGGUGUAAUGAGUGUUGGAAAGCUCCUUAUAUCAGAAUGCACAACAUAUAUAUCUAAUGAAUGAAAUACAUGUGAGAAAGCCAUUUCACAUAAGUAAUGCCUCAUAAUCCAUCAUGGAGCUUGAACAAGGGAGAGACCUUAACAAUAUAAUGAAGGUGGAAGAGCUUUUCCCCAAAAUUCAUGUAAGUAUUGUGACAAAACCUUUUGCUGGAAAUCACAUCCUAUCUAACAGACUCAUGUAAGUGAGAAAGCUUAUAAAUAUUAUUAGUGUGAAAAUAUUGUCAGAAGUCAAUGGUACAUCAGAGAAUUGACACAGGUGGUUUCUUAGGAGUAUAAUGAUUGUGUAAAAACAUUUUCUUUAUUUCAGGCUUGUAUAGAUAUAGAAUUCACAAAAGGUAAUAUUCUUUGCAUGCUGUGAAUUUGAUAAAACUGUUAGCCAGAAAUUAGACAUCAACAGACUUCAGAGGAUUCAUAAGGAACAAAAUUCCAUGCAAUGACUUUGGAAAAAGUAUUUCUGCUAUAAAUCAGUCUUCAAUUCCCAUGAACAGACUCACAAAUGAGAAAACAUGCAUGCAUAGAAAAGUUUUGUACCAUAAAUUAUCUCUAGAUGAUAAACUAAUAAUUCACACAAAAGAAAAAUCAUGAGUGUAAUGAAUUGGGAAACCCUUUGCUGUAAGGCAGAUUUCAGGAAGCUUAGCAAGAUUACAGAAAAGUCUCUGAAAAUGUAACAUGUCUGAAAGAAUUGUUGGCAUCACAGAGUGGAGGAUAGCUCAAGUGCAUGUGUUUUUGUGACCUGUCAUCCAAAUUGGUAUCUCUUUUUCUUUGAUGAAUUCCUUGUUUAUUUAUUUAACAGAUUUAAAGACAAAGUAUUCCUGUCCAUUGAUUUACUAUCAUAUGCCCACAAUUGCCAUGGUAAGGUCUAUGGCAAAAUCUGAGUGCUGAGGGCUGUGAAUCUGAUUCAUCACGGAUAAUGCUGAAGACAUUGGUUCCUGGUUUUUACACCGCUAUGCAUGGAAAUGUUUUUCUAAUUUCUUUUUCAAAGAGUUCAUUGUUAAUAUAAAGAAAUGCUUCUGAUUUUUAAAAUUUUAUUUAAAUAAUUUGUGAUCAGUGUGUACUAGUCAGACAUUUUUACAGGGUGUAGUGCAGUAUUUGUACACAUUUACACAGUAGAAACUGAUCAAGCUAAGCAACUACAGUUUUAUCAAUUUGUUUAAAGAUUUAUUUAUUUGAAAGACAGAGUUACAGAGAGAAGUAGCAGCAGAGAGAGGGAGAGGUCUUCCUCUGCUGGUUCACUCCCCAGAUGGCUGCAAUGGCCAGAGCUGUGCCAAUCUGAUGCCAGGAACCAGGAGCUUCUUCCAGAUCUCCCACUUGGGUUCAGGGACCCAAGGACUUGGGCCAUCUUCUACUGCUUUCCCAGGCCAUAGCAGAGAGUUGGAUUGGAAGAGGAGCAGCCGGGACUAGAACUGGUGCCCACAUGGGAUGCUGGUGCUUCAGGCCAGGGUGUUAGCCCACUGUGCCACAAUGCUGGCCCCCAAGCAACUACAGUUUAAUUCUUCUCCAUGAUUUGAGACUACCAGCUCCUCUCUUCCAGUUCUUUACACAGAACCUAAUAUGGUUGAAUGUAGUCAUCUCAUUAUAUUAUGGAACACCAGAAGUUCCUUCUGCCUCUUUGUAUUUUGUUACCUAUUAUCCAAUCCCCUUCUAUCCCUAGCUGCUUCCCUUCUCAGCCUCUAAUAAUCACAGUUCUGUGUUCAGAUCCAUUAUUUUCUUUCACUUCCACAUGUGACAAGGACUAUGUGACAUUUAUGUUCCUGUUUCUGGCUUAUUUCAAUUAAUUUAAUAAUAUUUUGUUCUUUUUUGUAUCUAAAUGAUAUUCCCCUGUCCAUUUUUUUCAUUGAUGGACAGCUAGAUUGGUUUCAAAUCAUGGCUGCAGUGAACUGUGUUAUGGGAAAAUUGCUGUAUCUUUGAUAUACUCUUCUCAUUUCCUUCUAAUAAAAUUUCCUUCUUAUAUAUAGCCAAGAGCAAGAUAACUGUCAAACAGUACGUCAAUUUUUAUCUUUAUUUUAAAUUUUUGUUAUUUAUUUAAAAGAGUUACAGACAGAGGUAGAGACACAGAGAGGUCCUCCAUUAGCUGGUUCACUCUACAGAUGACUACAAAGGCUGGAGCUGUGCCAUUCUGAAGCCUGGAAACAGGAGCUUCCUCUGGGUCUCCCACGUGGGUGGAUGGGCCCAAGGACUUGGGCCAUCUUCUUCUGCUAUCCCAGGACAUAGCAGAGAGCUGGAUUGGAAGAAGAGCAGCUGGAACUAGAACUGGCACCCAAAUGG
This is a messenger RNA of Lepus europaeus (European hare), 5588 nucleotides long. Its product is annotated as zinc finger protein 260-like. Gene Ontology annotation, molecular function: DNA-binding transcription repressor activity, RNA polymerase II-specific; RNA polymerase II cis-regulatory region sequence-specific DNA binding. The record is from RefSeq and is a predicted model, not a curated record. Gene Ontology annotation, biological process: negative regulation of transcription by RNA polymerase II. The transcript has 3 exons. The coding region runs from base 53 to 2440 and encodes 795 amino acids. NCBI's taxonomy places the organism in Eukaryota, Metazoa, Chordata, Mammalia, Lagomorpha, Leporidae.